AUGCCUCAUAUAACUUGGCUGUACAUACUCGCCUUAAUCGGCUUCUGUGCCGCUAUGCGCCAACAGUCCGUCGCCGUGCGUGGCCAACUUUUCUGUGGUGAUAGGCCGGCCGUUGGUGUCAGGGUAAAGUUGUGGGACGAAGACGAUGGACCCGAUCCGGAUGAUGCCUUAGAUGAAAUGUACACCGACGGUAAUGGCAACUUCCAUCUCCAGGGUUCCACUCGUGAAUUGACAAAUAUCGACCCUGUUCUUAAAGUUUAUCACGAUUGCGACGACGGGAUCAAGCCUGGUCAGAGGAAAUUAAAGUUCUACAUCCCGGAUCAAUAUAUCUUCCCUGGAGGCAGACCAAGGAAAGCAUUCAACCUCGGUGCUCUGAACCUGGAAACAAUAUUCAAAUGUGAAGAACGCGAUCUUCUAAUAAUUUGCUUAAUUCAGAUGAAAUACAUUAUUUUAAUUGCGCUCUUCGGCUCUUGCUUAGCGCUCGGCCGACAACAAGCUGUUGCCAUUACUGGAAAACUGCUCUGUGGCUCCAAACCAGCUUCAGGAGUUUUGGUGAAGCUCUGGGACGAAGAUGAUGGCCCGGAUCCUGACGAUCUCCUUGAUGAAGGCCGUACCGACAGCAAGGGUCUAUUCACUCUUAAGGGAACGGAAAGCGAAGCAACCAAUAUUGACCCAGUUUUCAAAGUGUACCACGACUGUGAUGAUGGAAUCAAGCCUGGCAAGCGAAAGGUGAAGUUCCGCAUUCCUGACUCUUACAUCAGCCCUGGAAAAGUUGCAAAACGAACUUUCGAUAUCGGAAUGAAAUACAUUAUUUUAACUGUUCUCUUCGGCCUACCCUUAGUAUUUGGCCGACAACAAUCCGUUGCCGUUACUGGAAAAUUGUUAUGUGGAUCUAAGCCAGCGUCAGGAGUUUUGGUGAAGCUCUGGGACGAAGAUGACGGCCCGGAUCCUGACGAUCUGCUCGACGAAGAUCAUACAAAAAGUGAUGGUACUUUUACCCUUAAGGGAAUGGAAAAAGAAUUAACAAAAAUUGAUCCAGUUUUCAAGAUUUAUCACGACUGUAAUGACGGAAUCAAGCCUGGCAAGCGAAAGGUGAAGUUCUACAUCCCCAAAUCUUAUAUCAGCGUUGGAUCAAGUGCCAAACGUACAUUCGAUAUUGGAGUGCUCAAUUUGGAGACAAUAUUUCCUAAGGAGGAACGAGACUUUAUUUGA
Molecule: messenger RNA, 1212 nt
Organism: Haemonchus placei
Lineage: Eukaryota; Metazoa; Nematoda; Chromadorea; Rhabditida; Trichostrongylidae
Source: the annotation of a GenBank genome assembly